Hevea brasiliensis (rubber tree) is the source of this 957-nucleotide messenger RNA. RefSeq lists its product as uncharacterized. NCBI's taxonomy places the organism in Eukaryota, Viridiplantae, Streptophyta, Magnoliopsida, Malpighiales, Euphorbiaceae. The coding region runs from base 117 to 701 and encodes 194 amino acids. The transcript has 3 exons. The record is from RefSeq and is a predicted model, not a curated record.
AAGAAUGGUGGGUGGGGGCUAUAUAGACACUGCUGCUCAACCAUCCCUCUCUCUCUCUCUCUCUCUCUCUCUCUCUCUCUGUGCUUCCUGCAGUUGUUUGGAAGAAAGAAAGAGAAAUGGGGAAUUGUCAAGCUGUAGAUGCUGCAACACUAGUCAUACAGUACCCAAGUGGGAAAGUGGACAAGUUGUAUUGGCCUAUGAUUGCUGCUGAGGUUAUGAAGAUGAACCCUGGUCACUAUGUGGCUCUUCUCCUCUCCACUACCUUGUAUCCGACUCAUAAAAAUGGUGAAUGCCCCACCACCACCACCAUCACCACUACCACCACCACCACCACCAACAACAACAACAACUCUCUUCGGAUAACGAGAAUUAAGCUUCUCAAGCCUACGGAUACCCUUGUUCUUGGCCAUGUUUAUAGACUUAUCACUGCACAAGAGGUUAUGAAUGGGUUGUUGGCAAAGAAACAAGCAAAGCUGAAGAAAACCCAGUCAGAAUCAGCAGGAAAACCAGAGAGGAUGAGGGAGAUGCACUAUUCAGGGCUGGAUAUUGAAGUAAAAAGAUCUGAAAUGGAGGACCAUCAGGUGACCAAAAAUGAAAGAAACAGACCAAGAACAGCAACGGCUACCAACUCUGCCAGUGCCGCAGCCAGAUCAAGAACAUGGCAACCCUCGCUUCAAAGCAUCUCAGAGGCUGGCAGCUAAUCAUGUUUCCAUCUUCCCGCCAUGCUUACAUGAGGAACGGAUCAGCUCACCUGCACACAAAUCCAGACCUUUAUUUUGAACCUGCCAAAUUUAAUAUGCACAGAUCUUCCAUGUCACUACCUUUAUGGCAGAGGGAACUCAAUCUGGUCCUUUAUUUGUGGAUUUCGGUAAUUCAAAGUUGUAUAGCAAAAGGGUUCUCUCUCAAACAUAGUUUUUAGUAAAUGUUCUUUUGAAAUGAAAUUAGACUUCUGCUCAA